GACCGGCCUGAGGGUAUCACCCCUCCACGGUGAACCAGGAUGUGCAACAGAAAUCAGCUGUUCUGACAAACUGCUGCUUCCGAGCAAGAUGACAACACAUCUGUGUUAGAGGAACAUCUGGCUGCUCUGCACACACACACAUACUCACACAUACACACAGACACACACACAGACCCACACACUGACACUUCAAUGAUCCCAGACAUGAGGAGCGAACUGAGCUGAACAGAGAUGAUGAGGAAGUGAAAGUGAAACUGAUCCAGGACCCGAAGAAGAAACUUACGACAAACUGAACCAGUGAAGGACCCUGACACCCUGUUUUACCUCCGGGCCUCAGCAGCAUGACAUCACCAGCCAACCAUUACUUUAUCAUAACAGAAAAACCUGAAUAUUUCACACACAUCAAACCUGGACACAUAUGUUACAUCCCUGAACAAAGGUACAAAAGACAAAGCUCUUAUUCUAAGUUGACAGUCUUCUUCCUCACUACAUCUACGUGCUUAGAUUAUGACAUAGAGAGGAAAUGCUUGUCGGACCUGUCGGUGAAGAGUGCCGAGCUGCUGCUGGCGCUGCCGGAUGAAGCCGAGCGGCUGACGUGGUUCCGGGAGGCAGCUGCUCUCCAUACUGCACUCGGACUCACGUCGGGCACUGUGGUGAUGGUGCAGGUAGGAGAGGAGGAGCUGAGAGGCACCAUCCGCUACAUCGGAAGACUCACCAAAUCUCAAAAUCCUUUAUCGGCGACUUUCUUUGGGAUUGAACUACAGGGGGCCGACCGAGGGAAAGGCGACAGCGAUGGGUGCCACCGUCAUGAAACCUUGUUCUCGUGUGCAAGAAAUUGUGGCGUUUUUGUCCCGUUCUCCAGAGUCAGACCUGUGGUCCCCAGCUCCCUGUCCCCCUCCGUCCCUGAGCCUCAGCCCCGAGGACAGGAGCUGUCCUCAGGGGACAGAGUCACGUACUUCACCAGCAGUAUAUCUGGUCAUGGGAUGGUGGUGGACGUGCUGGAAACGGAGGGAAAACAAUUUGUACGGAUCUCCACGGACAUGGAUGAAAAUGGGAAGACGGGAGGAGAAGUGAAAGUUCCACUGGAGUGUGUGAUGAAGGGAGAGGUCCCUGCAGAGGCAGAGGGGAUGGACCUGGACGGGCCGCCGGAGGAACAGAACCAGGAUGAUCUGUACACGGGUCUGAGUGUGAACUCUGUGGUGGAGGUGACGCUGGCUAAAGGAAAUGCGUAUGGAAUCAUCCGCUGGAUCGGCAAUCUGGCUGAAAAAGAGCAAAUCUUCGCCGGACUGGAGCUGGAGGAAGACAGAGGAGUGAGUGAUGGCACCUUUAAGAGCAGGCGUCUGUUCACGUGUCCUCCCAAGAGGGCGCUGUUCGUGAAGCUCAUCUCCUGCCGUCCCGACUCGCGCUUCCAGAGCCUCUCAGCCAAUCACAGCGAGAAGAUGCUCAAACUGGAUGACACAGAGAGCGUUGACGAGAUGGAGCUCAGUUCAGUGAAGCUGGACACGGUUCCUCCAAUCAGCACCGAGCAAGUGAACGAGAUUCUGAUUGGACAAAUGAAAGGGAUCCAGGGCCACUGCAACUCCUGCUACAUGGACGCUGCCCUCUUCAGUCUGUUCUCCUGCUCCUCGGUGCUGGACUCGAUGUUGUUUAAAUCGACUGCACCUCGGGACGCGCCCAUUCAGAAAACUCUGCUCCGGGACAUCGUCAACCCGCUGCGCAGUAAGGGCUUCGUGGAAGGAAAGCACAUCAUGAAGCUCCGGCAGCAGCUGCAGAAACAAGGCUACAGUCGCUCCUUCACCACGGAUGAGAAGGAUCCAGAGGAGUUCCUCAUGGUCAUCAUGCAUCAUAUCCUGUCCCUGGAGCCUCUCCUCAAGCUCUCGGCCGGCGGUGAAGUGCAGGACAGUUACUGUUAUCAGAUCUUUCUGGACCAGAACCACAGCCUGGUGCUGCCGACGGUUCAGCAGCUGCUGGAACAUUCCUUCCACGGAGCAGGACUCAAACUGGCCGAGGUUCCGUCCUGCCUCAUCCUCCAGAUGCCUCGAUUUGGAAAGAAAUUCAAGAUGUUUGAAAAAAUCAUUCCCUCUCUGGAGUUGGACAUCACUGACCUGCUCUCUGAAGGUUCUCUGCAGUGCAUGCUCUGUGGAACCGUGGCUGAGGUCCAGUGCACCGACUGUUUCAAAGAUCCUGUUUUCAGUCAGACGGGAUUUAAAGUUUUCUGCAGGACGUGCUCGUCUCAGGUGCACUGUCAUCCCCAGCGGCAGUCCCACCAGCCGUCGGCUCUGGAGGUCCCCAAAGGUUUCCUGGGUCGCCUGCCCCCUCAGGCCCUGACCAGGGACAAGCUGGAGCUGUUCGCCGUGCUCUGCAUCGAGACCAGUCACUACGUGUCCUUCAUCAAGCACGGGCCGGGCUCCGAGGACUGGAUCUUCUUCGACAGCAUGGCGGACAGAGAAGGAGAGACAGACGGCUUCAACAUCCCCGAGGUGCGCAGCUGCCCGGAGGUCGGCACGUACCUGGAGAUGUCUCCGACCGAGCUGGCCCGGCAGGUGCCUCGGGACAUGAAGGGCGUGGCCAAGCGUCUGUUCUGCGACGCCUACAUGUACCUGUACCAGAGCACGAGCAUGUGCAUCUACCGCUGAGACGCCGGGACGACCUCCUCCCCACAAAGAGAAACACACCUCUCUGCUUUCAUGUUCGAGUCCUGAUGAUUCUUUUGUUUUUCUCCUGUGAGAUUAAACACGUCAAAAUGUUCUGCUUUUGUUUAUCAGAUGUAUAAUUUCUUUUUUUUU
Molecule: messenger RNA, 2786 nt
Organism: Pleuronectes platessa (European plaice)
Lineage: Eukaryota; Metazoa; Chordata; Actinopteri; Pleuronectiformes; Pleuronectidae
Gene: cyldl
Product: cylindromatosis (turban tumor syndrome), like
Exons: 15
Coding region: 342-2636 (764 amino acids)
Biological process (GO): protein K63-linked deubiquitination
Cellular component (GO): cytosol
Molecular function (GO): cysteine-type deubiquitinase activity; K63-linked deubiquitinase activity
Source: RefSeq, a predicted model, not a curated record